Phymastichus coffea is the source of this 1556-nucleotide messenger RNA. RefSeq names its product ADP-ribosylation factor-like protein 5B (gene Arl5). Gene Ontology annotation, biological process: vesicle-mediated transport; protein localization to Golgi membrane; intracellular protein transport. Gene Ontology annotation, cellular component: cytoplasm; trans-Golgi network. The record is from RefSeq and is a predicted model, not a curated record. The coding region runs from base 273 to 812 and encodes 179 amino acids. The transcript has 3 exons. Gene Ontology annotation, molecular function: GTP binding; GTPase activity. Lineage: Eukaryota; Metazoa; Arthropoda; Insecta; Hymenoptera; Eulophidae.
AUAGGAAACUGCUUGUACGUGUGUAUUCGCUUGAGCAACAUGCCAUUUGUGCGCAGAUCCGUCUGAUCAAAUUAGUGUUUGUCGAGCACUACACGGUACUGUAGUGGUGUCUUGCGCGCGCGGAGAGAAAGUUUCUUACGUUUGGGCGCGGAAGGAAAGUGACACCGUUGGAAUGAGCGAACGCCCCAGUUCGAACGAGACCUCGACCUUCUCGUAGCAGAGCGUCUCUUUAUUUUCACCUCUCUUUGUCUACUUUUAGUCCUUAGUACAUCAUGGGUUUAUUAUUUUCCAAGUUAUGGAGCCUCUUUGGCAAUGAAGAGCACAAGAUCGUAAUGGUUGGUCUGGACAAUGCUGGCAAAACUACUAUUCUUUAUCAGUUUCUUAUGAAUGAAGUAGUACAUACUUCGCCAACCAUUGGUUCCAAUGUUGAAGAAGUCGUAUGGAAGAAUAUACAUUUCAUUAUGUGGGAUCUUGGUGGACAACAGAGUCUCAGGGCUGCUUGGUCAACUUAUUACACAAACACUGAGUUCAUUAUUGUUGUAAUUGACAGUAUGGAUAGGGAAAGAUUAGGUGUGAUUAGAGAAGAAUUGUACACUAUGCUUGAAAGGGACGAACUUAGCAAAGCAGCUGUUCUCAUCUAUGCCAACAAACAAGAUUUGAAAGGGAGUAUGACUGCAACUGAGAUAUCUAGGCAACUAGAUCUCACUUCCAUCAAGAAACAUCCUUGGCAUAUACAGAGUUGUUGUGCUUUGACAGGAGAAGGAUUGUACCAAGGAUUAGAAUGGAUUGUUGGUCGGCUAAAAAAGACAUGACGUACAAUUUAAUAAAUAAAUACACAUUUGAGCUGUGCUCACACCGAAUCAUACUUGGCAGCAACAACCAAAAGAAUACAAAUUAAAGGCAACUAUCUUCAAGCAGUUCGAUUUGGAGUGUGACUUUGGCACAGAGACGAAUUAACCGUUGCAUGUUUGUUGUUGGUUCAAAAAAAGUUUCUGUAUGCAUUUUUUCAAAAGCGCUGAUUGCAAACAAAGACAGAAACGGUAGCACGUUCAUGUAAAUAGUUUUGAUAUGUAUACCUGCACUUGUCGCGCGAGCGCGAAAAAAAACCAAUUUAGAUAGCAUUGAUCCUUGAUAUAAGACUCUCCCUUACUCUUGCAGUAAGGGUUGAAUCCCAAGAAAACUCAAAAGUAGUAAUUCACAAGCGAAAAACAGGCCAUCUCUGUGAUACGCAAACGAUUUCGACGAUUAGGCAGCUGUCAGGAACCGAGCUAUAUAUAUAUAUUUUUUUUUUCUCCUUUUUAUUCAUUCUUUUUCCAAAGCAGUAUUACAUUUCUUUCUUUCUUUAGCAUCACUGAAAGUAAAAUAACUUACGUCGUUCGAUUGUUUUUUAUAAUGACGGUGUGCAAUUUAAUCAGGUGUAUGUGACUCUCUCUGUACAAAAGAUUAGAUUAACAUUUCAUGCAGUAUUGAAGCUCGAAAAAGACAGCUGUCUUAUCUCACAUCUGUUUAACAUAUAGUUGUAAUCAGCUAGGUUUCUUGUUUGUCGGUGUAGAAAA